Messenger RNA from Salarias fasciatus (jewelled blenny), 1322 nucleotides. RefSeq names its product gonadotropin-releasing hormone II receptor-like. Gene Ontology annotation, cellular component: plasma membrane. The transcript is spliced from 3 exons. Gene Ontology annotation, molecular function: peptide binding; G protein-coupled receptor activity; protein-hormone receptor activity. NCBI's taxonomy places the organism in Eukaryota, Metazoa, Chordata, Actinopteri, Blenniiformes, Blenniidae. The coding region runs from base 48 to 1322 and encodes 424 amino acids. The record is from RefSeq and is a predicted model, not a curated record. Gene Ontology annotation, biological process: cellular response to hormone stimulus; G protein-coupled receptor signaling pathway.
CUCACAGUGAACGAGCAGAAUGGUUCUUCCUAGAUGAGCUUCAGAAAAUGAACGUCUCUCUGCUUGACUCUGCAGUAGCGAUGUAUCGCCUGUCAGUCGACCAUCAGCUCAACGCCAGCUGCAACUGCUCUUUGUCAAACUGGACCGCGGUGGCGGACGAUGGCCCCCAGCUGCCCACGUUCACCACGGCCGCCAAAGUCAGGGUGAUCAUCACCUUCAUCCUCUGCGCCAUAUCAGCGUUUUGCAACCUGGCUGUGCUGAGAGUGGCACACACCAGCGGGAAACGAAAAUCCCACGUCAGGGUGCUGAUCAUCAACCUGACGGUGGCCGACUUGCUGGUGACCUUCAUCGUGAUGCCCGUGGACGCUGUUUGGAACAUCACGGUCCAGUGGCUGGCCGGGGACUUUGCCUGCAGGAUGCUGAUGUUCCUUAAGCUCCAGGCCAUGUACUCCUGUGCCUUCGUCACCGUGGUGAUCAGCCUGGAUAGGCAGGCGGGCAUUCUCAACCCGCUGGCCAUCAAUAAAGCCAGAAAGAGGAACAGGGUCAUGCUCACAGUAGCGUGGACUAUGAGUGUUGUGUUGUCAGUCCCUCAGCUGUUUCUUUUUCACAAUGUGACCAUCAUCCACCCCAAAGACUUCACACAGUGCACAACACGGGGGAGCUUUGUUACGCGCUGGCAUGAAACUGCCUACAACAUGUUCACCUUUUCCUGCCUGUUCCUGCUGCCGCUGGUCAUCAUGAUCACCUGUUACACCAGGAUCUUCUGUGAGAUCUCCAAACGGCUGAAAAAGGAUAAAUUGCCGUCUACUGAAAUGCAUUUACGAUGUUCAAAGAACAACAUCCCUCAAGCCCGGAUGAAAACUCUGAAGAUGAGCAUUGUGAUCGUCCUGUCCUUCAUUGUGUGCUGGACUCCGUACUACCUGCUGGGCCUCUGGUACUGGUUCUUUCCCGAUGACCUGGAGGGCAAAGUCUCCCACUCACUGACUCACAUCUUGUUCAUUUUCGGGCUGGUCAACGCCUGCCUGGACCCAAUCAUCUACGGUUUGUUCACCAUUCACUUCAGGAAAGGACUCCGGAGGUUUUACCACAGCACAGCCACGGCCACAGACCUGGACAACACCACCGUCAUCACGGGAUCCUUCACCUGUGCUGCCAUUUCCGUGUCUCUGAAGAGAGACGCGAGCCCCGCCGGCCAGGAGAGACUCAUGCGCGGAGCCGAUCACAGCAACAAAGAGGCAUCUUUAGUGAGGAGCAGCUUUUUAACGACUGCUCACUUCACAGAGAGAGAGCCCAAUAUGUGCAGCUCCGAGAGUGUUUUAUAA